CAGCCUCUGCUGCUGCUUCUCACACACACACAUAAACACACAUAUACUGGUGUCUGGUGGUGGUGGUGGUGGUGAACUGGACAACAAAGGGACGCACAGAGGGGGCUCAUCGCAGCCAGGAUAUAGGAGCACACAUUGCCACCACAACUCUUCUUUUUCUUCACAUCUACUGGGAAAUAAAACAGCAGGCACACUGGAGGUGACCGUCACUGAAGCGCUAAUUGCGCACGUCGACAGUACAGCCGUACUUGUGAGCCUCGCGAUGGAAAUGGAGCAUUUCGACGACCGGGACAAAGGUCAGAGACACGGCCGCUCCAACAGCAAGAUGAACGGGGUGCCGAGUCCGACGCACAGUGCCCACUGCAGCCUGUACCGGACCCGCACCCUGAAGACUCUCACCACGGAGAAGAGAGCCAAGAAGGUGCGCUUCUACCGCAACGGAGACCGCUACUUCAACGGGAUAGUGUACGCCAUCUCCUCGGACCGGUUCCGGACCUUUGACGCCCUGCUGGCCGACCUGACCCGCUCCCUGUCCGACAAUGUGAACCUGCCGCAGGGCGUGCGGACCAUCUACACUCUGGACGGCUGCAAGAAGAUCAGCAGCAUCGAGCAGCUGGUAGAAGGUGACAGUUAUGUGUGCAGCUCCAUCGAAGCCUACAAGAAGUUGGAUUACACAAAAAACGUGAACCCCAACUGGUCGGUGAACGUCAAGGCCUCGGCUGCGUCCUCCCGCGGGCCUCCCUCCCUGGGCAGCACCAAUGCCGGUGCCCCCGAGAGCCGCGAAAUCAAGGACUUCAUACGUCCAAAGCUUGUGACAGUGGUGCGGAGCGGAGUGAAGCCCCGCAAAGCUGUGAGGAUCCUGCUGAACAAGAAGACGGCCCAUUCAUACGAGCAAGUCCUGACCGACAUCACGGAUGCCAUCAAGCUGGACUCUGGGGUGGUGAAAAAGAUCUACACGCUGGAGGGCAAACUGGUCUCGUGUCUGCAAGACUUCUUUGGCGAUGAGGACGUCUUUGUGGCGUGUGGACCGGAGAAGUUCCGCUACCAAGACGACCUGAUGUUGGAUGAGAGUGAGUGUCGUAUGAUGAAGUCAGUGAACUAUGGCAAGAUGUCUGCCACUCUGAGCCGAGGCUCCCCCAGGAUCGCCAUCCAAUCUGGACGCAGCAAGUCCCCUGCAUCCAUGAACGGGACGCCGGCCAGUCAGCUGUCCACUCCUCAUUCGGGAAAAUCUCCCAGCCCCUCCCCGACCAGCCCGGGCAGCCUCAGCCGACGCCGGGGGUCCCAGGGUUCUUCCAGCUCUCUGUCUUCCACUAAAGUCUCCAGCUCAGUGGAAGACGGGGACGGACCCGUUACUGAAGCUGAGGUUCUAGUCGAUGAGGUUCCAGCUGUGCCGUCCUACAUAUCAGACCGCUAUAAGGUGGGACGCAUGUUGGGUGAUGGGAACUUUGCAGUCGUCCGGGAAUGUGUGGAGCACACCACGGGACGGGAGUACGCUCUGAAGAUCAUCAACAAGGGCAAAUGCAGAGGCAAGGAGCACAUGAUCCAGAACGAGGUGGCCAUCCUCCGCAGGGUCAAACAUCCAAACAUCGUCCUGCUCAUAGAGGAGGUGGACACUUACAGCGAACUCUAUCUGGUCAUGGAGCUGGUCAAGGGGGGAGAUCUGUUCGACGCAAUCACCUCAGCCAACAGGUACACGGAGAGAGACGCCAGCGGCAUGCUCUACAAUCUGGCCAACGCCAUUAAAUACCUCCACAGCCUCAACAUUGUGCACAGAGACAUCAAACCAGAAAACCUGCUGGUGUAUGAGCAUGGGGAUGGCAGCAAAAGCCUGAAACUAGGAGACUUUGGUUUGGCGACUGUGGUGGACGGCCCCCUCCACACUGUCUGCGGGACUCCGACAUAUGUAGCACCUGAAAUCAUCGCAGAAACAGGGUAUGGCCUUAAGGUGGACAUCUGGGCAGCUGGAGUCAUCACCUACAUCCUGCUAUGUGGUUUCCCACCUUUUAGAGGUAGCAGUGACGAUCAGGAAGUGCUUUUUGAUCAGAUACUAAUGGGACAGCUUGAAUUUCCUCUACCGUACUGGGACAACGUGUCAGAGACAGCCAAGGAGCUGAUUCGAUCCAUGCUGGAGGUGGAGGUGGAUCAGAGAUACACUGCACUCCAGGUGCUAGAGCACCCUUGGGUCACUGAUGAGGGUCUAUGUGAGAACGAUCACCAGUUGUCGGUAGCAGGGAAGAUAAAGAAGCACUUCAACACCAGUCCGAAGGGCAACGACACCACUGCAGGAGUAUCGGUCAUUUCUGCCACCUCUCUUGAUAAGGAGGGGCAGGUUCUCAGACGAGGACGCCACCCGGAUGUGAAGCUACUGCCUUUGCAGAUGAUGCCGACGGUGACGACAGUAACAACAUCAACAACAAAAAAACGACGGGCGGAGCCUCCCAGUUGCCUCCCUGGCCUGCCCACAGCCCCUCCCUCUCUGACCCCUGACACUUGCUCUGACCCUUCCCCGAACCCCAGCCUCCCAUCUGACUCUGAUGACAUCUCCAUCAGCUCAGCCAGUAUCGUCUACUCCCCCGACUCGCCCUUCUAGAGAGGAGGCGGAGGGGAGGAGGAGGAGGAGGUGGAGGAGUAGGAGGAGGAGGAGGAGGAGGAAGCGAGGAGGGAACAUCCUCAUCCAGCUCCUCCCGCUAUAUGGAGGAGGAGGAAGAGGAGACGUCAGCUUCCCCGCAGUCUCUUAUCUAAGGCUGGGGGGUGAACGGGGAAAACUUUGGAUGGAAAAAACAAAACAAAAACAGAGAGAACUUUUAGCUCCCCUUAAUGUAUCUUUCCAAACCCCGAGGAGAGAUUGAUCAGAUAGAAGGAAAAAGAGGGUAGAGAGGUUGGGAGAAAGACUAAAGAGGCAACAAGAAAACAUAGAUCACGAGGAAGAGGGAAAAGGAACGAGGCGAAAGACUUUUUUAUUUAUUUUUAACGUUCUCUCAUCUGAGCACAUGUUGCAGAGCUCAAGGAGCGAGAAAGGGCGACUUACCCUUCAGUGAUGAUCCGGGCUCAACAUGGAAACUUCCUAAUGGUGGAGCAGCUCUACAAGGCAAUAUGAGAAUAUGGACCAAUGUUCAUGUUUUAUUGAACCUUAUUUAUGAAUUCUUUAUUCACUGCAUUUUUUAUAUGUAUUUGCUUUUUCACAAAGGAUACGUUUUUGUUGGCUUGUCCUAGGAUUUUGGUGGAACAAAAAUAACUGAAAAGUGUGUAGAGGUAGAGCUCAGAAAUGUUGAAGCAGGCUACCGUAUUGGGAAAACAAGAGUUUUUCUCACAAAUGUGUUAAAUACAGUGUUCAUAGAAAACGAUAAACGACAGCUCAAAGACAGCACUUGUGCUAUAAUUCUGUGCUCCACACAGUAUUGGCGUUGCCUUCCUGUAAUGUUGGAUUGCAGUAUUACAGUUUACAUUUUACACAGACUGCUAUUAAGAAAAUAAUGGUGCAUUUGAUCCCUCCUUGUAAUUUUGUCAACUGCUUCGUUCACGACAUCUUGAUAACGCCAAAUUCAGCAGCAUUCGGGUGCUUGUGUAGCAAACUCAACGUUUUUUCCUCAAUGCGCACAGUUUCACUAAUCAUUCUGAAUUGAUAUCAUAUUAAUCUUGAUAUUUUGUGAUACUCAUGUACACAUAUGAAGCCUUGUUUACAUAUUUUUUUCCAACACUUAAAGGCAUAUUUCAUCCACAUAUUCCAGCAGUAAAGAAAGGUAUAAUUGUUGCAGCCUAAGGUGUACCACUUGUACGGGUUUGGAGAAAUGUUUUAGGUGGUAAAAUUAUAUAAUUAGCCGUUUAUGAGGGCUGCCUAUUUGCACAAAGUACUGCAGUCUUAGGUGCAGUCAAACAGAGAAAGAAUGGAUGCCGAAGAACCAGCAGCACUCUUGGAGAGCAGUACAGUUAAAAGGAUGGAAGAGGAUUUAUUUCAGCUCUGUACAACCUCAUUCAUGGCUUCAUUUAUUCAGAUGAAAGCAUGACAGACAUACAGUAGCCUAUUCUUAUAUAUAUAUAUAUAUAGAUAUAUAUAUAUAAAAAAAAAACGGUUCCGUGAUGAAGUAUCGUUUUUAUGUUAUGUAAAUAACAUAAUUUCAUUUAUUUUGAUAGUUCACAAUACAGUAUAUUUCUUUACUAGUACUGAGUCUAUGAAAACUAAAAAAAAAAAAAAAUACAUGUGUAUCAGUCAGUCAGCAAAGAAAAAAAAUAACCUAGAAGAGAUCAUCAGGUCAAAAUGAAACAUACAUUUCGACCCACCUGGUUGGCUGUAUACAGACAAAUCUAGAGCAGAAGAGACCACCAUCUUUGCUUCUAGUCAGACACUGGGAAUGAUGUCACUUCCUUUGCAAAAGCAACCGGUAAAGGGUAUUUCCAGUAACUGAUGUGAGAUAACAGAGAGGAGUUAGAAUAGUGCCGAGCGAUAUCCUUUUUUAAAUUUUUUUGUUUUUUUAUAGAUGAUCUCCCUGCAGUCGUCACACUUGUCUGUAUUUAUCCUCAUCAUUACACACAGUAGAUGUGCCGCCAUAUUGACCAGAUCAAUAUGAAUUCGUCGUGCUGUUGAAAUCCACUCUCUCCGGCACAUGUGGUUUACCAAAGUGCUCUCACAGCUGCACCACAGUAUUACAAUCUGUUGCAAUACCAAUACCUGUACCUCUGUUCAACAAUAGUCUAUCAAUAAUAAUAGUAAUAAUUAAAAUAUGUUUCAAAAACAAA
This is a messenger RNA of Sebastes umbrosus (honeycomb rockfish), 4734 nucleotides long. RefSeq names its product doublecortin-like kinase 1a (gene dclk1a). The record is from RefSeq and is a predicted model, not a curated record. Bases 263 to 2590 code for a protein of 775 amino acids. The transcript has 16 exons. Gene Ontology annotation, biological process: intracellular signal transduction; protein phosphorylation. NCBI's taxonomy places the organism in Eukaryota, Metazoa, Chordata, Actinopteri, Perciformes, Sebastidae. Gene Ontology annotation, molecular function: ATP binding; protein kinase activity.